This is a messenger RNA of Boleophthalmus pectinirostris (great blue-spotted mudskipper), 2023 nucleotides long. RefSeq names its product steroid 21-hydroxylase (gene cyp21a2). The transcript has 12 exons. Bases 214 to 1542 code for a protein of 442 amino acids. Gene Ontology annotation, biological process: progesterone metabolic process; hormone biosynthetic process. Lineage: Eukaryota; Metazoa; Chordata; Actinopteri; Gobiiformes; Gobiidae. Gene Ontology annotation, molecular function: iron ion binding; heme binding; steroid 17-alpha-monooxygenase activity. The record is from RefSeq and is a predicted model, not a curated record.
UGGCAAUACAGCUGAGUGUGUUCAGUGUGGGAGCUCUGCUUUUGCUGCUAUUUUUUCUGAUUGCACUAAUUUCUAUUUUUAACGCGAAACAAAACUAACAAUGCAGAACACAAAGGGACUAAAUCACGCCUGCUCCAAUAUGUUACUCAGCUAGUGUGUGGUAGCCCAUCCCUCUCUCUCCCUGGACCGCCAAGCUAUUUUCUCAUUGGCAACAUGAUGGAGUUAGCUCAUGAUCACCUGCCUAUUCACCUGACCAACCUGGCUCAACGCUAUGGAAGCAUCUACCGUCUCAUAUGUGGAAACACCACCAUUGUAGUUCUGAACAGCAGUGAAGUCAUCAGAGAGGCACUGGUGAAGAAAUGGUCAGAUUUUGCAGGAAGACCAGACUCUUACACAGGAAACGUAGUGUCUAGAGGGUGCUCCAUCUCCCUGGGUGACUACACUGAGGUAUGGAGGGCACAUCGGCGCUUGGUUCACAGUGCACUGCAGCGAUGCUCUCAGAAAUCUCUGCACGAAGUCAUAGAGAGGCAUGCACUGCACAUGAGAAGGGUAUUAAUGAACUAUAAAGGCACAGCGGUUGAUUUAUCUGAGGAUUUCACUGUGGCUGCAAGUAAUGUCAUCACUACUCUGGCUUUUGGAAAAGAGUAUGAUAAAAGUUCCCCUGAGCUGCAGCAUUUGCACACUUGUCUGAAUGAGAUUGUGGCUCUGUGGGGCUCGUCGUGGAUCUCUGCCCUGGACUCUUUCCCGCUGCUCAGAAAACUACCAAAUCCUGUGUUUGCACGCCUUUUGAAAGAGGUAGUGCGGAGAGAUGAUAUCAUACAAAAACAUCUCAAUGAUUAUAAAUCCCUAAAAAAUAAAAGUGAAGAUGCUAUAACUGGUUCAUUACUGCAUGGUCUUGAACAGAACACGAUGCUCACAGACACUCAUGUUCACAUGGCCACUGUGGACCUUCUCAUUGGAGGAACUGAGACCACUGCGGCCUGGCUAAACUGGACCAUAGCCUUUCUUCUGCACAGACCAGAGGUGCAGAGCAGAGUGUAUGAGGAGAUGUGCACGGUGCUGGAUGGACAGUACCCCAAAUAUAGCGACAGACACCGACUGCCCACCCUCAACGCUCUGAUCCACGAGGUGCUCAGGCUGCGGCCAGUUGCUCCUUUAGCAGUGCCUCACAGGGCCAUCAGAGACAGCAGCAUCGCGGGUUAUUUCAUCCCGAAAAACACAGUGAUCAUUCCAAACCUCUUUGGCGCUCACCAUGACCCUGCAGUUUGGCCUGACCCAUACAGCUUCAGACCAGAGCGCUUCUUGGAGGGAAGUAAUGCCACUCGGGCCCUGGUCCCAUUUGGAGGAGGGGCACGUCUCUGUUUAGGGGAAUCUGUGGCCAAAAUGGAGCUGUUCCUCUUCACUGCGUACCUGCUGAGAGAUUUUCAAUUUGUUCUUCCUGACAAAGUCCCUGCACCAGACCUGAUGGGUGUGGCUAGUGUCGUGCUGAAGGUCAAACCAUUCAAAGUCAUAGCACUGCCAAGACUGGGACAUUUCAGCUAAAACUGAAUUAUGUAAGCCUACCAAGUUACAUUUGUCUAUGAACUAUGAACUAUGAAAACCCUUAUACAUGUCAUAGAGAAGAGGACUGUCUGAAAAGACAUAAAGCUAUAGAGCUAGUAGCAACAUAUUUUUUUAUAUUUUCUAUCAACCACAUGUCAGUCUUACUGUGGCCUGCAGGUUGAGAUGGCAGUUUACAGACAGACUGCUUGUUUAGAUUCAGAUUACUCUCUCUUUUUUUUUUUUAUUAAAAUCUAAAUUAGAAUGUUGUUUCCUCAUCAAAAACAUGCCUGGACUUGUGUUUUGUUUCAUUCACACAUGUUUAACAAACAAACCUUGCACAUUUAGAGUGAGUUCUUCUCUCACACACAGAAAACACUCUGUUCCACCUUGUGAUGUCACAUAGUGAUACAGAAAGUGCUCCACUGUGUUUUUAAACUCCAUACACCUUCACUCAAAUAAUUACAAUUACUUCAGAUCUGAA